CUAUCUUCCGAUCUCUCUAAGCGAGGCAUUUUCAUCUUAUAUCUCGUUCAAGGUUUUCAUCUUCCAGGAUGGCGACAAGCUAUCUGUUGCAUUUUCUAAUUGGAGUACUCCUCCUAGUUUUAUGUUCUAGAACAACCAAAGCUGGAUAUUUACAAAAUGAUGACCCUCGUUGUGAAUAUUCAGAGUUUGCUUGUGGUACCGGAGAGUGCAUUAGCCGAAAAAGUUGGUGUGAUGGACCAUCCGAUUGUCCAGACAACUCGGACGAGAGCUACUGCCGCACUUCCAAUCCAUCAGAAGAAAAAAGUGAGAAUAUCAACAAUUGCGAGAAAUCUCGUUACUUUAUAUGUGAUGAUGGUCUUUGCAUACCUAAAUCAGGCAGAUGUGAUGACUUGCCUGAUUGCCUGAACGGAGAAGAUGAAGAGAACUGUGAUUAUUUAUAUGACGAUACGAGUAGCGAACUUGAAACAGAAACAAGUACAUCUUCAACUACACCGAUACCAACGACCACCACUACGACAACUACGCCCACUCCAAAAUUUUUGGUGACAAGAGGUGACACACCUUGGAUACCAUCAAGGUUCGAUGUCCUGCACAAGUCUGUGCGGCACAUCAUCGAAGAGAGGGACACCGAUUGGGGUUGGGGUAAAGCCACCCCUAAAAUUGUAACAGCACUAUACUUGGCCAAUGAAAGUUACUUUGAUCCUGACAACUAUGAUGGACUCAUGACUAAAAAAGAACUUGAAGUUCAGUUGGCACUUGAUCUGUUGAGAAAUCACGAGAAGCCUUUGAAAAUGCAUGAGCUGGUGCACUACAUACACGCUAUGAUCGUCACUUGUAGCAACCCAAGAAACUUCCACGGAGUGAAUAUCAUCAAACUCUUGAAGAAAUCGAUAUCGAAGAGACAAUCUAAAGGGCUUUUUGUCAAUCCAGUGGCAUACCUUGCCUUGUGUAAUUCUGGUGACAUGCCAGAUUCAUAUAUUAAGCGAUUGAAAAAUAUGGCCUUCAGACGAAGUGAAGAACCAAGGUGGCUCGACGUUCAAACAUAUGCGUUGCUCGCCAUAUCUUGCCAGACAUCAAAGAAUGCAAGCAAGGAAUGGUUACUCUUGAAGAAAGACGUAGUAAGAGACAUCAGCGAAUGGCAGCAAGCAGAUGGAAGUUUCGGCAGCAUCCAUAGCACUGGUUUAGCUCUACAGGCUCUCAUAGCUGCAGAUGAGCUUGGGUCAGAGAUGACAAAAGUCCGCGCAAUGACAUAUCUACUUAUGCAGCAAGAUUGGCAAGGUAGCUACGGAAAUGAUCUGGACAACUAUUACGUACUUCCGGCUCUCAACAUGAAGAGUUUAGCCUUACUGCAUAAAAGAAGCUGCAAGCAUCACACUUUUACACCACAGGGUAUUGAAGCUGCCGUUCACCCGUCUCGAAAAGACGAGAAACAGAUGCUUGUCCACUAUUCCUUGUGGAUUGGAGGAGACAAAAAUGAAAUUCAAACUGUCACCCUUUCUUUACCCCGGCGUUCCAACUUCCUGGAGGUCAUGGCCGAAGCUGAAAGAGUCAACUCUCUGUUCAAGCACAAUGCGUUGACUACAGGAAAAGGAACUGCAGUAAAUUCAAUUGCUGGUCGUGCAUCGGACAUAGAAAAAAGCAUAUAUUGGACGCUUUACAGAAAAGUUCCUCUGCCAUUUCGUCCUCAUCUAUCGAAUGUCACAGCAACCGUGGCGAGAUUAAAGCUUUUCGGAGCAAAAAGAUGGACAAAAGAUCUCAAAAAGCUUCAUCCUAGAGACGGAGAACAUCUUGCAUACUGGUAUAAACCUUAUUUGUAGAAAUAGAAUUUUACAUAUUAUGACAAAAUAAAUAUUGUAAGACAAAACCCAUUUUGAGCAAGAAGAAGCAGGCAAGGUCUGCUAAUUUCUGUCAAUUUGUGUGUGAGUUUUGAAUUCUUAUUCGUUCACGAAUAUGUUCUGGUGAGGAAUUUCUUGAUGCUGUACGAACUUGAACAAUUUGAAUUCACGAUUUACCCUUGACGACAUGGAUGCUAAGCCUAAUUAUGUGUGUUUUAUAUUUAUUUCGAAGGAUUAUAUUAUGUUGAUUGACUAAUAUGAAGAAACCAAGUUUGCGAUAAAUAGGAACCGAUUUUGCUUAGGGUUUAAAUUGCAAAGUAGCAUAACGGUUGAUGGUUUCUUAAAAUGUCAAAGAACUUUUUUUUCAAUGGAAAAUGUCUUCAAAUCAUUCGAAUUAUUCUUGACUUCGAAUUGAGUGAAAAUUAAACAUGAGCGAUUUUAAAAAAAUAGUUCAGCAUUCAGUCAGCAACGAGGAAAUAAAUUCUCCUUACUAUUCUCUAUCUACUAUUCAUAAUAUUUAUAUCUGCUAUUAAUUGAAUCGGCUCAAAUCAUGAAUUUGGCGAAAAGUUUCACCAAUGAGUAGUGAGUGAUUAUAUGGCAUUAGGUAAAUAAUAAUGAUAAUCCUUUCUUAGGUUUGACUUUCUGGCGUCAUUUUUAUUCAGUUCUCAUUGGUGCUAGCUCAGGAAUUUAGCUAUUAAUUUUGAUUGUUGAAAGGAUGAUAAAAUGCUAAUUGUGUAUGAAAUUAAAUUGUAAAAACUAAUAUAUGUAAUUGAACUAAAUGGAUAGAACGUAUUUGCGUUUAAAGCACUAAGUAAAAUGCGUUUGUAGCAUCAUAUCAUUCAAUGGUAAUAUGGCAAGUGACUUCUCGUAUAGAUUUAUUUCGUUAAAAAGAAUAAUGUGCGGUGAUGGUCACAAAUAUAUUAAAAUGUCACAGACUGUUUCAUUAUCGCCACCAGCUAUAAGAAUUUGCAAAAUUUGUGGGGUAGCCUCAAGAUCAACGUAUGUCUUCACAGCUAGUUAGAAAAUAAAAUUUACCCCACAAAAAAUAAAACUCAAUUUCAUCCAAUCAAAAUCUUUAUUAAUGUGUCUACUGAGUUAUGAUGGUUACAGUUAUUGACUUGGGUUAUUUCAUUUAACCUUCAGUGAUUGACUUUAAGAGAGAAAAUGUGGCCUAGAGACUAAAGUUGAACUACUAGGAGAUCUAAUCACAGACGCGCCCAAGUGCCUAUAAGGGUGAGCAACGUACAAGUUCGUAAUUGAAGUUGCAAGUCUAAACCGAAUUUUUAGCUUCGUAUAUUGUGGUAUAUGUGUAUAUUUUCAUUUAAAGAAAAAUCAUUGCUCUUGCAAGUGAAAUUUGAUGUAUACAUUGUUCACGUUUGUUAAAUAAAUCGUUUUUAUUCGU
Messenger RNA from Parasteatoda tepidariorum (common house spider), 3237 nucleotides. RefSeq lists its product as uncharacterized. Gene Ontology annotation, molecular function: protein binding; cobalamin binding. The record is from RefSeq and is a predicted model, not a curated record. Gene Ontology annotation, biological process: cobalamin transport. Lineage: Eukaryota; Metazoa; Arthropoda; Arachnida; Araneae; Theridiidae.